AUGAACAGCACCCUGAGAGAUGCCCAGGCCCCGAGCCACCGGGAGUGCCUACUGCCUUCUGUGGCCCGGACUCCCUCUGUCACCCAGAUCACACCAGCCAAGAAGAUAACCUUCCUCAAGAGAGGGGAUCCCCGGUUUGCUGGCGUUCGCUUGGCUGUUGACCAGCGCGCUUUCAAGAGCUUCGGUGCUCUGAUGGAUGAGCUCUCUCAGCGCAUGCCUCUCUCCUUUGGGGUGCGCUCUGUCACUACGCCCCGGGGCCUGCAUGGCCUCAGUGCCCUGGAACAGCUGGAAGAUGGUGGCUGCUACCUCUGCUCUGAUAAGAAGCCCCCCAAAACACCCAGUGGACCAGGCUGGCCACAAGGGGGAACCUCAUCUGCUCAGCAGUCAAGGGAAUUUGAAAGCUGGGGUGAGGCGCCAGGAACAUCCUCUUCCUGCAAGGGUCCUAAGGUCCCAAGGAGGAUAAUGCUGAUUAAGAAUGGGGACCCUAGGUUCCAGAAGACAGUGGUUCUCAGUCACAGAAAUACAAGGAACCUGACGGCCUUUCUCAGCAAAGCCUCAGAUCUUCUGCACUUUCCUGUGAAACAGGUGUAUACGACCAGUGGAGAAAAGGUGGACUCUUGGAACGGUCUGCUGCACAGCCCCUCGGUGCUAGUAUGUGCUGGUUAUGAGUCUUUCAAACCUCUGGCAAUAGAAGAUUCCAGAAGAUAUGGGAUUGAAACUUUAUCUGGGCAGACUUCAAGAAAUAAAACUGGAAGCUGGGGGCCAAAGGCCAAGCAGAGUGUGAUCCACUCAAGGUCCAGGUCGGGCAGUCGGCCACGGCGGUUUUCCUUGCUGUCGGAGAGGUCUGGUCUCAGUGACCCCCCAGUGUCCCUGCAUCACGCCCAGAUGGGCCCUCCUUCUGAAAGAUAUCCUCAGGACACGCCCACCCAGUUUGGCCCAUUGGUGGCCAGUGAUGAUGUUGAGAAAAAGGUCCACAUGAAUGAGGAUGGCAGCCUGUCUGUAGAGAUGAAAGUCCGUUUCCACCUACUUGGCGAGGAUGCACUUCUGUGGUCCAGGAGGGUGGGGAGGGCCAGUGUCCUCACGGGAGCCAAUGGAGAGGUCCCUGUUCUGGGGGAGGUGGAUCCCCUCCACUGUGUGUGUGAGAGUCACCCUGGGGGCUCCUCGGAACCUGGAGCACAAGGACUAGGGACCUGUGAGGCAGGAUGUGAGAAAGCCCUUGGCCGAGGCCAGUGGAAGCCAGGGUCUAGAUAUGAGAUAUGGAUGAACCCCCUGUACUCUGCCCAGGAAGAGGGGACGGCCUCUCAGAGGAGAUCCAGGUUGACCCAACACUCCUAUUCCAGGAGGCCCUGGAGCCAAGGGGUCACCGGAAGGAAACGAAGCAGGAAAGACAGUGUCAGCCCUGACUCCAGUGACAGACCCCCCAAAGACUCUGAGCCCAACUCCUCCUGCUGCUCUAGGUCUCUGGAGGGCAGCAUGGACAGCUGUGACCUACAUGCGGCCUCUGGGGCUGCCUCCCAGAGAGAAGCAGGGAGGGAAGCUGGCAGCAUGUGCAGGACUAGUAAAGACCCGGGUCCACAGGGAACAGGGCAGGACAGAGAGCACCAUAGAUGCCUGAAGCAGCGGAGUGGAGGCACAGCAGGUGCUACUUGUGAGUCCUCAGGGAGUGCUGGGUCUCAUGAGUCCAGUGAAAUGGGUGAGCAGCACCAGGGCUGCCUAAGCAAGACAAGUGUCAUGACUACUUCCCGGCCAAAGGCCACGCAGAGGAAAGGCCUCAGUCCUCCCACGGUGAGUCCCUCAUCUUUGAGGAACAAGGACUCACAGGCAGAGGAAAGUAGACAGGGUUCCAGGUGCCCCCAGGCUAGGGUUAGGUCUGGGAUGGGAUCGCCCCUGGUUUCAGAUCAAUUUGGCUCUGGGGACACUGCAGAAAGCUGUUCUCUGCCUUCUGCCUGUGCCUCAGUCCCAGGCAGAAGAAAGCAGAAGGGCAGAUCCAGGGCUGUGUCCUCUCCCAGCAUUUCCAGCCACAGCCGAGGGGCCCGGAUAGGCCACCCCAGGCAGCACCCCAACCGAAGGGACAUCCACUGCCCGCUUGACUCAGCUGUUCCCAGGCAAGUGCCAGGGCCUUCUAGUGGAGGCAGGGCCUGCCCAGAUAACCCAGCACCACAACUUUCUGGAAGCUCACCUACUGCCAGGAACAAGGCUUCCUGGGACGCAGGGCCCCCCUCCUCUGCCUCUCUUCAUUCCCAGGAGGUACAGGGGAUUAGCAGUGCUCUCAUGACCCCUGUGAGCAAUUCUGACUGUACUUCCAAUUUCUAUCCCCCAUACUCUCCCUCUGCUGAGACUGAAGGUCACUCUGAGCUCAGGGCACGGUCACCAGCUCCCUCACCUUCCAACACAUCAGACCCUUUGAGCAUCCAAGCUGAUGGCCUGGACAAAAAAGCAGGGAAUGACCUUCCCAAGCUUUCCUGGCCUUUAGUUCCACCAGUUGGAGAGCCUGAGGGAGGGAUGCCAGGAGCCCACCGAGACUGCUGCUGCUCACCAAUCAGCACACCCCUGUUCCAUGAGACCCCCAGUGAUAACAUUAAGACCCUACAGACCUCCCAGACAUCAGGCAGCCAGGGGCCCUCCUCUGAGGUCUCCUUGGUAUGCAGCAGGUACUGUCCCACCCCCCCGAGGACAUGGCCUUUUGUCAAGAAACACCCUUCAGGCAGCAGUAGCCUUGGUGCUGACUGGGGGCCAGAUGGGAGAAAGCUGGAGGAGGAAAAGCUAGAUGCACGGCCCCCACGGCCCCCGGGGUCUCAGUCAGGGGCCAUGGGGAAAGCAGUCAAAGCCUUGAGAAAGGGCAGCUCUAGCUGUGGUCCCAGGUCUGGGAGAAUGUUACAGGGGAAGGUUGCUGGUGGAGGGGAAAGCCUGGAGGAGCAAGAGGAAGAUGGCAGAAUGAUGCUGGGUGCCCUACCCCGAGCCUCACCAGAUGCUGUGGUCCGUGAAUGGCUGAGCAACAUCCCGGAGGAGCCCAUACCCAUGAAAUGUGAGAUGGUGGAUGAGAGUACAGUUGUGGUGGGGGGUGAUCCAGAAGGCCCCAAGGAGGACAAUGCUGACAAACAUUCCCAGGAAGGUCUAGGGGAGCCAGCUCUGGCCAGACAACUGUUCCAUGAAGGGGCCACCAGUGAGAAAGCAGAAUCAGAUGGAGCCCUCCCAGUGACUAGUGAUGCUCAUUCCAAGUCAGGAGAGGGCCAUCCUUGUAGCAGAGUUUCAGAAGUCCCCAGGGAGACUGGAUCAGGCAAAGGAAUGGCUGUGGACUGUGGUGUGGGUCAGUGUGUGCUUCCUCACAAGGUCUCUGCCUCCAUACAGAUCAUGAAGGUGCUGAUGGGCUCCAAGCAGGGCCGGCCCAGCAGCUUGCCUGAGGUGUCCAGUGCAGUGGGCAGGAGGCUUAGCCACUCUGCCCGGGCCCUUAUCACCUGUCUUGCUGGGCUCCACUUCUUUGAUGAAGACCUUAGGUCUCCUACUGACAAAGUGAGGUUCACAGAGUCUCCUCGGUACCAGGAGCUCCUGAGCACCUUCCAGGCUCUGUGGCCAGGGUGUGUCUGUAGGCAAGGCGAGCUGGAUUCUGGCCUCUGGGAGCUUGGCUGGUGCAAGGCUCUGCCAGGCCUCAGGUCCCAUGUCAUGACUGAGGACUUCACACCAACGUCCUCAUCUGGUGUGGAUGUUGGCAGUGGCUCUGGAGGCUCAGGGGAGGGCAGUGGACCCUGUGCCAUGGACAGCGCCCUGGUCCCUGAGAGGAUAGAGCUGCCCUUGAAAAUCCCCUCCCAGAGGCCUGAUUCUAGAACCUCCAAGAACCAAGAGGAUCCAGAAAAGCAACAGUCCAGUGUUUCUACAGCCUCUUCAAACUCCCAAGAAUGGGCUUGUGCCACCAGGAAAGACAAGGCAGAAAGAAACAGUGGGGAGCAGGUGCUGGGCAGUAACCUGGAUCAAGUAGUUGAAAACGCAAUGCAAGAAGAGGGGGUACAACUAGAGAAAGUUGAAGAAGAAAAAGAAAUAGCAGAACUGCCAGGAGAGGGUGUCCAAGAAUCUCCAGAAGAGGGAAGAGUUAUGGAACAAGAAUUGUCAGAGGCUGACUCUGACGAUGGGGAAGGUGCACAGGAAGAUAAGAGUGUGCAGGAAGAGGAAGCAGGAGGAGACCCUGCCUCCACCACACUUUGCCCUCCAGGGGCAAGAGAGAAACCACCAGAGGCCCCUAGGAGCCCCAGCAGGAGGGAUCCAGAUGCUAGCGAAAGUCAGAGUGGCCCCAACAAUGAGCCUGGCUUGGAGAAGCCACCCCAAACAACUGAGACAAGCCUUGAGCAAACCCAGACCAAGUUCUUGCAGGGGCCUGGGGAGAAGAGCUCUUCUACAGCCUGCAGAGUGUCCCUGGACCCUGACAUCCUCUGGGUGACCAAGUUGCUAAAGAGGAUGGAGAAAGCCUUCAUGGCUGACCUUGCCAGAGCCACAGCCGAGAUCCGAGCCCGCUGGAGCCUGCAGAGCAAUGACCUUCUGGACCAAAUGGUGGCAGAGUUACAGCAGGACGUGGGCCAGCGGCUCCAGGAUAGCACUGAGAAAGAACUCCACAAGAUCCAGAGCCGGGCAGUGGGGAGGAUGCCAGGGCCAGCGAGGGAAGCCCUUAGGUGGGAGAUGUCCCUGCAGACAGAGCAGCGCAGGCGUCGUCUCCGGGACCUGCGCAACCUCUCGGCUUUCUCCGAGCAGGCUCGAAGCCAGGGGCUCCUGUCCUUCCCUGUGGAGGAUGUGCCAACCCUCCAUGGAGCCCUGGGGACCUGGCUGGUUGGGGAGCCUGAGGGGGAGGAGUUUUGUCCCUGUGAGGCCUGCAUGAGAAAGAAAGUGAUCCCUACAUCCCCGAAAGACACAAAGGGGGUAACCAGUGCACCCAUCAAAAAGGCCUUUGACCUGCAGCACAUUCUGCAAAAGAAGAAAGGAGGGUGUGCUAAUGGGGAGGCAGCAGAGACAGUCCCAGAGAAGAGAGAGAUGGAGCUUCUCCAGGGGGACGCCUCAGGGAUAGGGACUAUUGACAAUGGAGGCCUGGAGCUGGGGUUAGGCCAGGAUCCUGGGACAGAGGAGGGGGGUGAGGAUGAGAGCAGCCAGAGCCUUGGCAGGGAUGGAGACCCCCAAGUGGGAGAGGAGGGUGAAGUUGCUCAGAAUGGAGAAGAGAAAACAGAUCCCGGGCAAGGCAGUGUCUUCGAGGGAGUGGGCAGGGAGGAGCAGGGCUUUGGUGAGAAUGAUGAAAACACAGAGAAGGGCUCUAGAGCUGAGGGCAGUUUGGAAGGUGAAGCCUGCGGAGAAGGUGACCAAAGUCCAGAGGGACAGAAUGAUGGUGCUGUAACUACAGAGGGAGACAGGAAGCCAGAGUCAGGGGGAGGAGAUCAAGGUGAGAAAGAAGGUAGCUCACAAGUUGUCUGGGUACAGGGCCAACAAGGUGAAACUUCUGGAAACAGCAGCCCAGACCAAGAGGGGAAGUCAGCAAUGCUCCCUACCCCAGAUGGAGACACCCCCUGCCAAAGGUCAGGCUGGAAAGCAGGCCUUGCCGCCUCUAGCACCUUUUCUCUGGGAAAUUGCUCUCAGCUCUCUCAGAAAGGCUCUGAAGAAAAGCCUUCGAAUGGAGACAUGAGGAGCAUCGAAGAUGAGUCCAAGGGAAUCCCCAGUCCAGAGAGAAAAGUCACAGGCAUGUAUCUGGAAAGCUCCACUUCUGAGCAAGAAGUGGCACCCUUGGGCCCAAGGACUCCAGAGCAGGAGGUAGGUGAGGCCUCUGGCCUAGAAGCUGAGAAUGUAGUUGAAAGUCUCUCUUUCACAGAAAUGAGGUCUAAAAACCUCACCAAGGACAGGACAGGUGGCUUUGGCCGAGAUGACUUAGAUUUCUAG
Puma concolor (puma) is the source of this 5904-nucleotide messenger RNA. RefSeq names its product RP1 like 1 (gene RP1L1). The record is from RefSeq and is a predicted model, not a curated record. Lineage: Eukaryota; Metazoa; Chordata; Mammalia; Carnivora; Felidae. Gene Ontology annotation, cellular component: axoneme. Gene Ontology annotation, biological process: retina development in camera-type eye; intracellular signal transduction; photoreceptor cell development.